Messenger RNA from Blastomyces gilchristii SLH14081, 1959 nucleotides. RefSeq names its product molybdopterin cofactor biosynthetic protein. The record is from RefSeq and is a predicted model, not a curated record. The transcript has 2 exons. Gene Ontology annotation, molecular function: cyclic pyranopterin monophosphate synthase activity; GTP 3',8'-cyclase activity; metal ion binding. Gene Ontology annotation, biological process: Mo-molybdopterin cofactor biosynthetic process. NCBI's taxonomy places the organism in Eukaryota, Fungi, Ascomycota, Eurotiomycetes, Onygenales, Ajellomycetaceae. Bases 1 to 1959 code for a protein of 652 amino acids.
AUGGCUGAGUUACUCCAGAGACGCUCUCUUCCACUGCUGCUGUCUCCGUCAGCCAGUAUGCGGGGUCUCUUCUCCGCCCCGCGCUGCGUGUCCCACUUUCGGCGCCGGCGACGAUGCCACGGUACUGUUGCAGCCCCUGGUACGACGAAGAACAGUGAACCUGUACAUACACUGCCGUCAUUGUCAGCGUCUCCGUCUCCCUCACCCUCACCAUCGCCAUCGCCAUCGCCAUCGCUCUCACCCUUGCCAUAUACCCCGUACCAGAUUCCCCCCUCUCGCUCCCCGCGGUCAUCGGCCUUGAAGAAGGCGAAGCCCUUCUCCGAUUUCUUGACAGACACCUUCAACAGGCAGCAUGACUACCUCCGUAUCAGCGUUACGGAGCGCUGCAACCUGCGAUGUCUCUAUUGCAUGCCCGAGGAGGGAGUUGAGCUCUCGCCGGCCGCCAAGAUCCUCACAACUCCGGAAAUCGUCUACCUAUCCUCCCUCUUCGUCUCCCAGGGCGUCACUAAAAUACGUUUGACCGGCGGUGAGCCGACCGUCCGGAAGGAUAUCAUACCUAUGAUGCAGCAAAUAGGGAACCUACGCCGUGACGGGCUGCGCGAAUUGUGUUUGACCACUAAUGGUAUUUCGCUACAUCGAAAACUAGAUAGCAUGGCAGAGGCUGGGUUGACGGGCAUCAACCUAAGUCUGGACACGUUAGACCCGUUCCAGUUCCAGCUCAUGACCCGACGGAAAGGGUUCGAAGCCGUGAUGAAGAGUAUCAACCGUAUCCUUGAAAUGAACAAGCAAGGAGCGGGCAUAAAACUGAAGAUCAACGCUGUGGUCAUGCGCGGAUUGAAUGAUAGGGAGAUCCUCCCCUUCGUUGAACUUGGGCGAGACAAGCCGCUUGAAGUCAGAUUCAUCGAGUACAUGCCGUUCGACGGGAAUAAGUGGAGUCAGGGGAAAAUGCUACCCUACAAGGAAAUGCUCGCGAUCAUUCGAGAGAAGUACCCCAACCUGGAGAAAGUCGCCGACCACAAGAAUGAUACGAGCAAGACAUAUCGCGUGCCCGGGUUCGAAGGUCGCGUAGGAUUCAUUACAAGCAUGACGCAUAACUUUUGCGGAACAUGUAAUCGUCUGCGCAUCACAAGCGACGGGAACCUCAAAGUAUGCUUGUUCGGGAAUGCGGAGGUGUCGUUGCGAGAUAUGAUUCGCAAAGGGAAUAAUGGAGAACCAAUCGACGAGGCAGCGAUGGAGGCGCUCGGCCUGUUGGAAUCUGCCAGAAGAGCCGGCCAGGCUGAACAUGAGGGUCUCGUGAACGAACGAGAGAGGGAACUGCUUGAUAUCAUCGGCAUGGCUGUCAAGCGCAAGAAAGCGAAACAUGCUGGUAUGGGAGAGUUGAAGAAUAUGAAGAACCGACCCAUGAUCUUGAUUGAUGAACAUGGUAUUCCAGUCAAUGAAGCUUCCCAGCGGUCCCUAGGAGCUAUACACACAAAUGGCAAUGCGCAGAUGCACCCCAGGAAAACGCCCUGGUCUACAAUUCCCACACAUUUCCUCCAGAGCGCUCCUCUCCCUCGGACCCCCGUCCACCUCUUCUCGACCAAAAGCCCUCAAAAACCAAAUCCCCCUUCCCCAACCAAACCCCCCAUCCCCGACCUCCCCACAGCCUCCGACCCUUCCCUCCCGCACCUCACCCCGUCCCAAACCGUCCACAUGACCUCCAUCUCCCACAAAGCCGAAACCACCCGCGUUGCCACAGCCAUGUGCCGCGUCACCUUCUCCAAUCCAAAGCCGUACUCCCUCCUCACCACGGCGGAGGGCUAUACGAAGAAAGGCGACGUGCUCUCCGUCGCGCGCGUCGCGGGGAUCAUGGCUGCGAAGCGGACGGCGGAUAUUAUCCCGCUGGCACACCCGGGGCUGGGGAUUACGGGGGUGGAGGUUGAUAUUAGAGCAUGUGCGCCGGAGGAGGGUGUUGGGUAG